This is a messenger RNA of Tuber melanosporum (Perigord truffle), 1266 nucleotides long. RefSeq lists its product as uncharacterized. Lineage: Eukaryota; Fungi; Ascomycota; Pezizomycetes; Pezizales; Tuberaceae. Gene Ontology annotation, molecular function: tRNA binding; phenylalanine-tRNA ligase activity; ATP binding. Gene Ontology annotation, biological process: phenylalanyl-tRNA aminoacylation. The coding region runs from base 1 to 1266 and encodes 421 amino acids. The transcript is spliced from 5 exons. The record is from RefSeq and is a predicted model, not a curated record. Gene Ontology annotation, cellular component: mitochondrion; cytoplasm.
AUGCGGCUACUUUUCUCCUCCAGAAAUCUCCCGACAACCUCCGGCACAUUCGGAGGUUUCCCGGAAGUGAUCAGGGUGAGAGGAAUCACUCAAUUCCAUUCUCAAUGGCGCAAAUAUUCAACAAAAGAACCACCGUCGCCACCAACAACUCAACUAGAAGGAAAACACUACCCAAUUGACGAAUGGACAAACAUCCCUUCGCACAUCUCCUCUGCACUCUCGCGAAAACUCCACCUCCAACCCUCCCACCCGCUCUCGAUAACCAGACGCCUCAUUGAAUCCCGCUUCCCUAGCCCGACGUACCAAUAUCACAACGACCUCUCCCCCAUAGUCUCCGUACACCAGAACUUCGACUCCCUCGGCUUCCCCAUCGACCACCCAGGUAGGUGUCGCACGGACACCUACUACAUCAACAAGGACACUGUCCUGCGCACGCACACCUCCGCGCACCAGGCCGACACGUUCCGCUCGGGAACCUCAGACGGAUUUCUUAUCUCGGCGGACGUGUACAGGCGGGACGCGAUCGAUCGGAGUCACUACCCUGUUUUCCACCAGAUGGAAGGAGCAAGGAUGUGGUCACGCAAUGAGUGCGGAGCCUCGGGGGGAGUCGCAGCCGUGAUCAGGGAGGAGAUUGAGAGUAUGCCGAAGCAUGGGAUUAAUGAACCGUUGAGGGUGAGGUGGGUGGAGGCGUAUUUCCCGUUCACAAGCCCUUCUUGGGAACUCGAAGUGUAUUGGCAGGGGGAUUGGCUGGAAUUAUUAGGGUGUGGUGUCGUUAAGCAGAGCCUGCCAAAAAAUGCCGGGAUCCCUGACAAGAUCGGCUGGGCCUUCGGCGUCGGCCUAGAGCGGGUCGCUAUGCUCCUAUUCGGAGUCCCGGACAUCCGCCUCUUCUGGUCCCUCGACGAGCGUUUCCUCGGGCAAUUCAAAGGGGGGGAGGUUUCCAGAUUCGUCCCGUUCUCAAAAUUCCCGCCCUGCUACAAAGACAUUGCCUUCUGGCUACCCAAUUCGAGUAGUGCUGCUGGGGGCCAGGUGCCAUUCCAUGAGAAUGACAUGAUGGAGAUUGUUAGAAAUGUUGCGGGAGAUCUUGCGGAGGAUAUCGACGAAUUCACGCAUCCAAAGACUGGGCGAAAGUCGCUGUGCUUCCGGAUCAAUUACAGAUCACUCGAAAGGACCCUCAGGAAUGAUGAGGCCAAUUCUCUCCAACAAGCGGUUAAAAGAGUCCUGGUUGAGGAAUUUGGUGCCGAAGUACGGGAGAAGAGUGAAAAGUAG